This is a messenger RNA of Rosa rugosa (rugosa rose), 1527 nucleotides long. Its product is annotated as G-type lectin S-receptor-like serine/threonine-protein kinase RLK1. The transcript has a single exon. Gene Ontology annotation, biological process: protein phosphorylation. Gene Ontology annotation, molecular function: ATP binding; protein kinase activity. The record is from RefSeq and is a predicted model, not a curated record. The coding region runs from base 167 to 1447 and encodes 426 amino acids. NCBI's taxonomy places the organism in Eukaryota, Viridiplantae, Streptophyta, Magnoliopsida, Rosales, Rosaceae.
ACUCGGCGUUAAAUGUCUCAUGUACAAUACACGUCAGUCCUUUUUUCCAUCCAUAGGACUUAGAAAAGCUUGGACUUUUAUUCCUCCUCCAGUUAUAUAUUUCAGUUUUUGUUUUAUCUUUGAAGGAUGUAUAACUGCUUAAGCACAUUGGUGCUGGUAAGAUAUCAUGGCCUUUACUGUACAGUUGUUUCUGUUUAUUUCGUCAUUAUUUCUGCUACCAGUUUCUAUGCCUGCGCAAAGUAAUGGUAGCCAAGCAAUAGGUGCUUCUUUCUCUGUUGCAGUUAACUCUUCGUGGCUUAAUACAGCGACCUUCAUCAAAGUUAGUGAGACCAACUCAACUCUUCAGGUUCCUCCAAAGCCAAGUCCAGAUGAUAAGAAGAAGAACAAGACCACUUCAAUACUUUUGGGUACCUCUGUCUUUGUCAAUUUUAUUUUAAUUGCUGCAGUUUGUCUCGGAGUUCUCAUCUACCGGAAGAAACAUGCAAGGUUCACUGGAAAUGAGUUGGAAACAAAUUUGGUUUGUUUUAGUUACAAGGAGCUUGAAGAAGCUACAAAUGGAUUCAGUGAAGAAUUAGGGAGGGGUUCUUUUGGAGUUGUUUACAAAGGGAUAAUACAUAUUGGUUCUGGUCUCCAAGUAGCAGUGAAGAAGCUAAACAGUGUUAUACAAGAGGGUGAGCAGGAAUUCAAGACAGAGCUCAACGUAAUCGGUAAGACACAUCACAAGAAUCUUGUUCAACUGGUUGGAUAUUGUGACGAGGGAGAGCAACUACCACGGUUACUUGUAUAUGAACUACUGAGCAAUGGCACAUUAGCAAGCUUCCUUUUUGGUGAUACGAAACCCAGUUGGACUCAACGAAUUGAGAUUGCUUAUGGAGUUGCCAAUGGACUAAUGUACUUGCAUGAGGAGUGCAGAACACAGAUUAUACAUUGUGAUAUAAAGCCUCAGAACGUACUUCUCGAUGAACAUUACAAUGCUCGGAUCUCUGAUUUCGGAUUGGCAAAGCUUUUAAUACUAAAUCAGAGCCAUACGCUUACUGCCAUAAGAGGAACAAAAGGGUAUGUUGCACCUGAGUGGUUUCGGAAUAUGCCAAUCACUACCAAAGUCGAUGUGUAUAGCUUCGGCGUUGUGCUGCUAGAGAUCAUCUUCUGUAGGAGAAAUGUUGAUAUGGAAAACAAAUGUGAAGACAAAGCAAUUUUAGCCAAUUGGGUUUAUGAUUGCUAUCGAAAGGGUGUAUUAGGUGAGGCUCUAGAUCAAGAAGCUGAGGCCUUGUAUGAUACACGGAAGGCCUUGGAAAAUAUUGUGAUGAUUGCUAUGUGGUGCAUUCAAGAAGACCCGUCUCUUCGACCCACAAUGAGGAUGGUUGUGCAGAUGCUUGAAGGAGCAGUGGAAGUACAUGUUCCACCAUGUCCAUCCCCAUAUACUGGAGCAAGCCUUAAAUCACUUUAGUUGGUAAAAUAAGUAGUGUUGUUGUUGUUGUUUUUUUUUUUUUUUUGCUUUCAUGUGUCAUCAGUUUUAAUUUUAUUAAG